AUGGACACAUUUUUAUUAACGCUUUCAAACGACUUUAAUAAAAUUUUAGAGAAUGAACUUUGCUAUGAUUUAAUAAUUACUAUAGGCAAAGAACCUGUUAUCGAUACUUUUAGGGUUCAUUCUGCAAUAUUAUGCGCGAGGUGUCCUUACUUUCAAGUGGCUUUAUCAAAUAAUUGGAUAAAGAAAGAUGAUGAUAAAUUCAUUUUUGCCAAACCAAAUAUCUUUCCAAAGACAUUUGAAGUGAUAUUAAGAUAUUUGUAUGGUGGAACGAUUAAUUUAGAUAGACAAGGAUCUUCAGAUUUAAUCCUUCUUCUUGAAGCCUCAGAUGAAUUGUGCUUAAAUGAAUUGUGUGAAUAUAUUCAAGAUUGUAUUAUUACAAAACAUGAUCUUUAUAAGAACGUAUUAAAAUAUCAUUCAAGAUGGUUUAAAUUUUACCCUCGAGCUCCUGCAAGAGUGAAACCAAUUGAUUCGACAAUUGUAACCUAUAAAGAUGCCGCUAUUUUAGCAAGUUGGAUUGAUGGUAAAGAUAAAGUUAGUAAGGACACUAAGCCCAUGAUGUACGAUUACCAUGAUAACCCUUAUAACUUUAAGCUUCUCUAUCGUGGAAGUCGUGAUGGAUUCACUUAUGGAGCUUUAAAAAAACAUUGUUAUUAUAAGGGUCCAACAAUAGUUGUGGCGAAAAUUAAAGGAAAGCAAGAAUUAAUCGGAGGUUAUAACCCAAUGUAUUGGACAACAUCAGAAUUACCGUAUUCUUCUUCUAGAACAAAAAAUGGAUUUAUAUUUUCCGCAAAGAGGAAUGAUGACAAUUUUCAAGAGGAAGCAACGGUGGCAAGGAUCAAAUAUGAUUAUUCACAUUUUACAGCUUAUAGAGGUUAUCCUUACCUGAGCUUUGGGUUUAAUAAUUUAUCAUUUCACGGGAGAGAAUGUCAUGUUAGAUUUUCUCAUUCUUUAUGUUUCUUUCCUCGAAUUAAGGUACCAGAUAAUUACCUUUUAGAUGAAUUCGAAGUCUUUGCCGUCAUUCCAAAAUCAA
Molecule: messenger RNA, 1030 nt
Organism: Funneliformis mosseae
Lineage: Eukaryota; Fungi; Glomeromycota; Glomeromycetes; Glomerales; Glomeraceae
Source: the annotation of a GenBank genome assembly